CAUGAAAAUUGAAAAAAUUCAUAAAAAUGAUUCUAUACAACCGGACAUCUAUUUUCAAUUACACCUCAUCCACCUGCGAGCUGACAAAAUAAGGUCUAAAUUGAGAUAAUCAGACUGGUUCCAACUUGCGAAUCAAUCUGGCGGUUUGUUCAAAUUAUAGACUGUCUAUAGUUCAAAUAAAUAUCAACUUCUCCUUCGAAGUUUAAUAAUUAGCAUGGUUAAUUAACAAAAUCCAUUGAAAAAUCCGAGCAGAAAGGUUUUCUAAUUUGUAUUAAUUGUAUUAUUGGACUGGUCAAGGUCAGUACGUUGAUCACUGAUAUGGAUUUCCUGGCUCAAGCGAUGGCUACAGCAGCCGAAACCAAAAUGUUGGAUUUGAAGAGUCGAAUCAUCGACAUCGAGAAGAAAGCAUCAUCGUUGGAUACCGAAGUAAAAGAAUACUUGGAAAGUAACUACGCCAAAUACGCAGUACUUUUACAAGAGAAUCACUUGAUGAUCAAAGCUAAAGAUUUGAUAUUCGAAGUCGACAACCUGAAGACUCGUAUUACUUCUCCGGUUAAACAAGAACUCGACGAAUCAACCAAAGAAGCGAAUACUUUAAUGUCUAAAUUAACAGAAACCAGUACGUGUCUAUCAAUCGUUAAACAACUUCUGGAUAUCGACGAUAUGAUCAAAAGCAUCGAAGAAAACCAAAACACCAACGGUUAUCUAGAAGCUGCGAAAAAGCUCAAAGCUUUGAACGAUCUUCUCCUGACGAACGAACUCGUCCAGAAUUUAGCCGUUUAUAAAUCUCUAAUUAAUUACGUAACGUCGCUUCAAGAUAAGUUUCUCAACGAAAGUCUACUAGUUUGGAAUAAUUUCAUCACGUGGGAUGAAACCGACGUCGAGCUGACGUUGAGUGAAAAUUCUAAACAUUUCACUCUCACGAUUAACAAUCACGAUAGCAAAUCCGACGUUAUACUUGUACUUUUAUACUACGAUUACUUAGACUAUGAAAUCAAGUUGUUGAGUAAAACGUUAUUCGAGAAGUUACUCGAACCAGUCAUCAAAUAUAAAACAAUCCUGAAGAUUAAUUCGAACGAAGGCAUAUCUACCAUAUCGUUGGACUACAAAGAACAAGCUCCAUCUUCCAGUUGCGUCGAAGUUGUCGAUAAAUUAAUGAACAUAUUCAACGUGUUGUUUACCUCGCUCGAUGUGUUUAUUGGCGAAGACGAUACGUUUAUUAAUAAAUUGGGCGAGCUUUUGCAGACUGAGUUUUGCGUCUGUUUUAUUGAUAGCUGUCUCUACGAAGCUAUCCCAACUAAGAAAGAAGAUCUUGGCUCGUUCGUUGAAAUUGUCGAUAAAGUUACCCAGUUCAGUCAAUAUUUGAAAGAUAAUGGUUUCAUCAAAUCGUCCAAUAAUUCUAUCGUAGAGUACGUGAAAAACGUUGAUAAUUUAUUCGUCGCUAAAACUUGUCAAGAUUAUUUGCUCGCAGCUCGUAAAAUCUUGGAUAAAAAUUUACACGAUAUGGUUCACGUUACAACGAACGUUCAUACAAGUGAGGGAAAUCCAAAUGAUUCUGAUUUAAUGCUUUGUGAGAAUAUAUUGCAACGGCCUUCGUGUUACAUUAGUCAAUCUGUUCACGAGUUGAUGCAAUUGGUUCGAAAUGGAUUAACUGAGAUUCAGAAGAAUGAUGAUAAUAACGGCGUCGAGCUAUUUUACACAAUUCGUAAUAUCGUCAGCUUAUAUUGUGAUUUGAUGCCUUUGAAGCACAGCACUCUAUUAAAGUCAAUUCCACAACAAGCUGCUUUAUUUUACAACAACUGUAUGUACCUUGCUCAUGAAUUGGCUCUGUUGGGUAUCGAAUGCAUUGGACUGUUGCAGCAAGAUGUUGUGUUCACAUUUGUAGACUACAUUGAAUCUUUGAGGUCUUUGGGAAACGAUGUUUUCAAUUCGCAAAUCGAUGGGCAGAAAGGACAGCUGUUGGAAAUACUGGAAAGCUCUGGUGUAUCGAGAUUAGCCGAAUAUACAGAAUUUCCAUCAUCGGUAGAGAAAUCGUUGAGUCAAUGUGUAAGGCUAUUGAAUCUGUUGCAAAGCGUUUGGCAAAAUAUACUUCCUGUGAAUGUUUAUUGUAAAACAAUUGGUAUGCUGUGCAAUUGCGUCAUCGAGAAAUUAAUCGACAGCGUUUUAGCUUUAAUCGAUAUCUCAAUGGAUACAGCGAACCAGCUAACUAACGUGUUCACCGUUAUAUUAAAUAAAAUCCCAACUCUUUUUCCAGAUUCCAAAGAAAUAUACCGCCAUGUCAAACGAUGGCCCAAGUUCAGCGAAUUAUUCAAAGUUUUGAACGGAAGCUUGAAAGAUAUCGAUGACAGAUGGGCGGAUGGUAAAGGUCCUUUAGCCCAAGAAUUCACCGCUGAUCAAAUCAAGCAUCUGAUUAGAGCAUUGUUUCAAGCUACCGAUAGACGAAGCGCUUUGUUGUCUAGAAUUAAAUGAGUUAUAUGUACUUUUUGUUGCCCUGAUUUCAGAUUUUUUACGCUGAUAGGAAGUAUGUUCGAUGAUGAUGGUUUGUUGUUUUUUGUUCACUGUUCAGCGAUUUAAAAUUAAAACAUCUUCGUUGAGUAGGAAAUUCACAUCUGUAAUAAAUGUGUGAUAUUUUUAUUUGUAAGCAUAAAUCAAAUCCGUGAUGGAAGAUUGUACGUGAAGAAAAAUGUAGUUGUUGAUUUGUUGUAUCAUGUGUGUAUUUUAUUUUUAUCAAAAUAAAAAUAUGCUGUUGAUCUCGAAUAA
Messenger RNA from Planococcus citri (citrus mealybug), 2760 nucleotides. Its product is annotated as centromere/kinetochore protein zw10 homolog. Gene Ontology annotation, biological process: mitotic cell cycle; mitotic spindle assembly checkpoint signaling; endoplasmic reticulum to Golgi vesicle-mediated transport. The coding region runs from base 319 to 2469 and encodes 716 amino acids. The record is from RefSeq and is a predicted model, not a curated record. The transcript is spliced from 10 exons. NCBI's taxonomy places the organism in Eukaryota, Metazoa, Arthropoda, Insecta, Hemiptera, Pseudococcidae. Gene Ontology annotation, cellular component: nucleus; RZZ complex; chromosome, centromeric region.